AUGAACCACAAUGCAAGAUUCCAUGGCAUUCGAGUGGCAUCAACUGUUUGGGCUACCACGACUUCUUCGCCUCCUUCCGAGAUUGCUUCCCCAGCUGCUAAAUUGGUUGGGAGAAUCAAGAGAUGUCAAGAGCUGUCUAACGAUAAGCCCGUCCACUUUGUCCAGAAUCGUGCCAUUCUCUACGUCAUAAGUCUAGCGGGGAGAUGCCUCAAACUGUCGGUUGAGCUGCUGCUGGACGCUAACCCGCACCAUCGCCAUCACGGAACGUGGUUUACAGCCAGAGCGGCAACGACCCGUGCUUUACUGGUCUUGGCCGCAGUCAGAAGCGGGCUGCGUCCGUGCUUGAAGGUCCUCAUCGGUCAAGUCAUCGGGGCCGGGGGCCGAACGCUUCGCUGUUCAGGUGGUCAAAAGCACAUAGCGGAAGUAAUGUGCGCCUGA
Molecule: messenger RNA, 438 nt
Organism: Colletotrichum navitas
Lineage: Eukaryota; Fungi; Ascomycota; Sordariomycetes; Glomerellales; Glomerellaceae
Exons: 4
Coding region: 1-438 (145 amino acids)
Source: RefSeq, a predicted model, not a curated record